Messenger RNA from Lepisosteus oculatus (spotted gar), 6677 nucleotides. RefSeq names its product furin (paired basic amino acid cleaving enzyme) b (gene furinb). Gene Ontology annotation, molecular function: serine-type endopeptidase activity. Gene Ontology annotation, cellular component: trans-Golgi network; Golgi membrane. Gene Ontology annotation, biological process: peptide hormone processing. NCBI's taxonomy places the organism in Eukaryota, Metazoa, Chordata, Actinopteri, Semionotiformes, Lepisosteidae. The record is from RefSeq and is a predicted model, not a curated record.
GAGGUUUGUGGGCCGCUUGUCGCCCAGGUCGUGUCUUGCGCGGAAAGGGGGGCAGGGGGGGUAGAGUUUUUUUUCCCCGUUUUGCCUUUUUUGUUUUUUUUUUUACCUGUGGCAUAAGAAAUUCCUUGAACACAUAAAGUAGGAUAGAUGUUUAAAAUGUGACCGGCGCUUUCGAGGAGAGGCAAUUUUACGCGUUGUAAGAUGCAGACGAGGAGGAGCUAAAAAGAGACUUAUCAGGGGGGCAAGGCACGAGAAAGUUUCGCUAUUUUAGGAGACCCGGGAGGUGCAUGUGGAGUGCCGCUACGUAAUGUGUAUCGGUCCCGGUAAGGGGCCAAGAAACCGGAGCUGCCGGAGCCGUGCGUCGGGUUGCAUGUCGCGUCCAUCGCCUCCUUCCCGGCUUCAGGGACUGGCUGUUUGUGUUGGGAGGUCGCCGCCAGUGGAGAGCCGCAAGCCGGGCUGCAGCUGAAACAUGACGCCGCAGCUGCAGCCGGCUGUGAGGCGGAGAGCAGCGGCUUAAUCCGAGGCGCCGAGCCCGACCGCAGUCCCAAGCGCUUUCGCCUCGGGAGAUCUGACCGGGAGCGAUCUUAGGGUGAUCUGCGUGCUGAUCAGCCUGUGUGGUUACAUGUGCCCGGCGCAGAGGUGGCUAGCUGGAAGGUAGCUGGGUUGUAGGAGCUUUUUAUAUUGGAAACACACGGGUUUGGAGACCUGCAACACCUCUCGAUGGAUCUCCGACUGGCUUUGCUGCUGCUGUUUGGGACUCUCAUGGUCUUUCUGGCCUCCGCAGUCAGGCCGUCCACAGAGCAGAAGGUUUACACAAACACGUGGGCUGUCCACAUCUCAGGGGGCGUGGAGCAGGCUGACCUGAUCGCCAGGAAGUACGGCUUCAUCAACCAUGGCAAUAUCUUUGGAGAUUAUUACCAUUUCCAGCAUCGCGCUGUGGUGAAGAGAUCCCUGAUGGAGCACCGAUCGAGACACGCGAGGCUGCAGAAGGAACCUCAGGUGAAAUGGGCAGAGCAACAGGUGGUGAAACGACGGAAGAAGAGAGAUAUUUACAGUGAGCUAUCAGACCCCAGAUUUCCCCAGCAGUGGUACCUGUAUAAUGUGAACCAUAGAGACCUGAAUGCCAGAGGAGCCUGGGAGCAGGGCUAUACAGGGAAGGGUGUUGUGGUGUCCAUCCUGGAUGAUGGGAUUGAGAAGAACCAUCCUGAUCUGAUCCAGAACUAUGACCCAGAUGCCAGCUAUGAUGUCAAUGAUAAGGACCCAGACCCACAGCCCCGCUACACGCAGCUCAAUGACAACAGGCACGGAACCCGCUGUGCAGGAGAGGUGGCAGCUGUGGCCAACAAUGGCAUCUGUGGAGUGGGGCUGGCCUACAACGCCAAGAUCGGAGGUGUCCGCAUGCUGGACGGCGAGGUGACCGACGCAGUGGAAGCCCAGUCCCUAAGCCUCAAUCCACAGCACAUCGAUAUCUACAGUGCCAGCUGGGGCCCGGAGGAUGAUGGGAAGACCGUGGAUGGUCCAGCCAAGCUGGCCAAGGAGGCAUUUCUGCGUGGUGUCACUGAGGGCCGAGGGGGGCUGGGCUCCAUCUUCGUCUGGGCGUCGGGGAAUGGCGGCCGGGAGAAAGACAGCUGCAACUGUGACGGCUACACCAACAGCAUCUACACCCUGUCCAUCAGCAGCACCACCCAGAAAGGCAACGUCCCCUGGUACAGCGAGGCCUGCUCCUCCACCCUCGCCACCACCUACAGCAGCGGGAACCUGGACGAGAAGCAGAUCGUGACUACAGACCUCAGGCAGAAGUGCACAGACUCCCACACAGGAACCUCUGCCUCUGCACCCUUGGCUGCUGGGAUCAUCGCUCUAGCCCUCGAGGCCAACCGGAACCUCACUUGGAGGGACAUGCAGCACCUGGUGGUGAGGACCUCGCGCCCAGCUCACCUCAACACUAACGACUGGAACACCAAUGGAGUGGGCCGCAAAGUGAGUCACUCCUACGGCUAUGGGCUUCUGGAUGCUGGUGCUAUGGUCACUCUGGCCAGGAACUGGACCAAUAUGGGCCCGCAGCAGAAAUGCGUGCUUACCAUGCUUUCAGAGCCCAGGAAUAUUGGGAGCCACUUGCAGAUCUCUAAGGUUGCGGACGCGUGCGAAGGAAAGACCAACUUUGUGAGCUCCCUCGAACAUGCCCAGGCGCGGCUCACCUUGACCUACAACCGCCGAGGGAAUCUGGCCAUUUAUUUGACCAGCCCCAGAGGAACCCGUUCCACUCUCCUUGCUCCCAGGCCUCACGAUUACUCCUCCGAGGGCUUCAAUGACUGGGCUUUCAUGACCACCCACUCCUGGGACGAGGACCCGAGAGGGGAAUGGACAUUGGAGAUUGAGAAUGUGGCCGGGGCCAGUGACUAUGGGACCCUGACCCAGUUCACUUUGGUUCUGUAUGGCACUGGCGACAGCUCCCCCAACGUCUCCAGAUCUGACUACAGCCAGUCGGCGAACGCCAGCUGCAAAACCUUCAACAUGGAGCAGGUCUGCAUAGAGUGUAGUCCUGGGCUCUACCUGUACCAGCAGGGCUGCGUGACAGACUGCCCACCAGGCUUCACUCCCGGAACCAAACAGCUGGACGUCUCCCUGGAGAACUGGGUGCAGCUCUCCUCUGUUGAGGCCUGCCUGCCCUGCCACCCCUCCUGCCUGACCUGUGUGGGCCAGCUCCCCACUGACUGCCUCUCCUGCCCCCCUCACAACCACCUGGACUCGUUCUCCCACGUCUGUCUGCACCAGAACCAGAUCCAGCGCGAGUCCCCUGGCCUGGCCCGCCUUGGCGACAGCAGGGGUCUCCUGAGCCCGGAGCUGUCCUCCAACCUGCCCGUCACCAUGGCGGUGCUCAGCUGUGCCUUCAUCGUGGCCACGUUCGUGGGGGUCUUCGUGCUGCUGCAGCUGCGCUCGGACAGUGCCCCCUGUGGCGGGCAGACCAAACUGCACUCCCUGGAGUCAGGGGGGGGCAUCCGGGUGGGCUUUGGCAUUGGCCGGGGGAGGGUGGUCUCCUACAAGGGAAUACCCUCGGUGUGGAGGGAGGACGGCUGUAACUCCGAGUCGGAAAACGAGGAGUUUGAUGCCCACAACGAGAGGACUGCCUUCAUCAAAACGCAAAGUGCUCUUUAACCCCCUCUGCCACCCUGUUUCUUGUGCCGCCUCACCCUCUCUCCCUUUAAGACCCUUACUUUUCAAUGGACUUUUCUGUUCUCUCUGGAGUUUUGGGAGAUGUUUAUUGAUUUUCUUCCUCUUCUGUUAUUCUACGUGGUGUUCUUUUUUUGUUCCCCGUUGGUCUGAUGGAGGUUUCCGGUCUUGUCCGGCUGGAGGAGACGCACGGUGAGGAUGAGGACAUGGAGAGUUAGCCCAGAUCGCAGCGGGCUCGGGGUAGGAGAGGGGUGGGGGAGGUCUCUCAGGCAGGGAGAGGAUUUCCAUCUCCUCCCAUACUUCUCACAUCUGGGGUCUUGGGUAUUAAUGGGUUUGGGAGAGAUGGCCUGGAAGAUGUUAAAGUUCCCAGUUUCGCAAUCUGUUACACGUUUCAAAAUAAAUGUAAGUUAUUCUUGGGUGUUUUUCCCUCCUCUGGUUGUUUUGUUUUCCCCUCUCCAUGGAGCUGCUCUGGUGCUAGUACCAUGGAGAGGUGAACUCGUGAUGCACAGGAAACACUUGCCCGUUCUGUGAUUUCAGCUUAAGCUGUUGGAGCUGCAGGGCACCAGCAGAUGAGUUAGCAAAGAUGAGGCUUAGAGCUGCACACCUAAUCCUAGUUUAUGCAGCUCAACUCUUCCUCCUCUGCGUUUGUUCUGGAAAGAGGUAUGUCUUUUCCUAAUGGGAUAGGAGCUUCCCUUGGUUUUGGAAUGCAGGCUAAGAAUAGGAUCCCAGCUCAGAUGCAUUGGGUAAAAAAUGAAAGCACUCAUCCUGUUCAUGGAAUAAAAACAACAAUAGUGGAAUUUAGAGCUGUUGCCUCUUCAUGAGCACUUGCAAGUGUCUGUAAGCUCCCUCAUACAAUAGUAAUAGUGUUAACAUCCACCCUUUUCAGUUUACUGCUGUAAAGCCCUUUUGUGCUUUUCUGUUGCUUUCUAAAGCAAUGGCAUUGGCAUCACAUUGUCAUGUUUGCACAAACUGCGAUUUUUCACGCACCCAUCCAGGGGCAUGUUGAGUGCUGGUACCAGAAUUGAGCAGCAGCUAGAGAAAUUCAGUCUGUACUAUUCCUUGGUUUUGAGCUAAGGGCCAGGAAACAUCCCCGCUGCAUUUUAAAUUAUUUUCUUUUGCUUCCCCAGUGACCGACAGAUUUGAGAUUACAUUGCAGUGGUAUCUAACAUCACUUCUUGCACUGACAGUUGUCAGCUCUACUGUUCCCUGACGUGCAGCUCAGUAAACAUGUCUGCUGCAACCCGUAUAAUGUGCUAGAUCCCUCAGUUGGAGCUCAGUUAUUGUAAUCACUGGCACAUUACAAAGGUUAAAGCCGUAUUGUCCAAUACAGGUGCACCUCCCCCAUCACCACUGCAAUGCCUGAUUUGUCAUGGUCUGUAAAUUUGAAUGGCCACUUGAGGUGAGGAUUAAUUAACCAAAAUGGUUUUGAAUGUGCAUGCACGUGCAAUAUUUCAGAUGAAGGGGAAUGGUGGGAGUAGCAGCUGAAGGUGUAACUUGUGAAUCCUGUUAAAGGGCUCCAAUAGACUUCUCCUAAGCUUGGCAGUAAUGGAGGACUCUCUCUAAUAGGCUGGAUUUCAUGCACUACAGAACAAUUACAAUAAUGCUUCCAAGACAAUCUUUAAGCUACAUUUUAUGCCAUGCUCUGUGACCAAUGCUAGUCUGCUUUUUCCUAAUGAUCUUUCAUGGAUCUUUCAAUUCAGCUGGGUGGCCAAAGCACAACCAUUUUCAUUUUACCUUGAAAUGGAGCGUUUUGUGUGUGCAAUAAAUGGAACCCCUUGUUAAUGUGGGCGUGUCCCUGUGGCUCUGGAUGAAGGCUUGCUACAUGUAGAUUUUAUCCUCUUUUAUAUUGUUGAUACAACUUUUAAGAGCAUAAAUUAUUUUAUAUAGAAUGAUAAUGCUGGCUUUACAGAGCUGCCCUUGGCAUUAACAAGCAAACUAACAAGAACAAAUGAGAUCUCUGGCAACAUUUACACAUGCUGUCUAGUCAGCUUCAAAGAAGGUGACUUUAAAAUAUGUACUAUGCAGUUGGCAGCUAUGGUUAUUAAUGCUUCGCUGCUUUUUAAGGUAUUUUUCUUAACUGCGCUGAGGGACAUCUAUGGAAAUGUGUGAGAGGUUUUUUCCUCUUCUGAUAAGAGCGUUUCCUUAUGAGCUUGGAUCCUCUUCUAUACAUCAGAUGUGAAGCACUUUGACCUGUAUCUAUUCCAUGCUGCAGCACUGAACUCUCAUCUCUUCUGUUAUUUUUUGAGAGGUCUCUUGCAUGCUGUAGGCAGUCCAAGCCUGGAAUGGAAGAUGUGGUGAUUCCUGGUCUACAAUAAAGGCUUGGGAGAGAGGUGGGAUUGCUGCAAAUUGUAAUCAAAUUCAGGCUUAAAGCAAAACUACAAUCUCCAUUUAAACAUGCUACCUGAAUGUCCUUAAUCAGAGUUUAUCAUUGAUUAGAGGACUCUGGAAGAUAAAGUGAUAGAAGGGAGUGAGGAAUGUCAACUUUGAAUGAUGAGCAACACAAACAUCUUUAUUUUUUUUCUGACAUGGAAGCAUUAACUACAAUUCUUGAAAAUGUAUCAACUGUUCAAGCUCUGAGCAUGGAGCUCCAUCUGCUGUUGGUACCAAUGCAUUCUAACUCUUAUUGGCACCUUCUACUGUGUGCAAAUGUGCUCUUUAAAGCGUGUUUGGUGGUGGUGGGGCUUAAUCUUUCCUGCUGUUUUUGAGUAUUGAACUUUCUUUUGCUUAUAUGCAAAGUCCACACGGCUGGACAGCUGUAAAGUCACAUAUCCUCUGCAGUGUUGCUUGUAGUCAGUUUUCACAGCAGGGAAUGAAAGGAAAGGGUGAACCCGUCAUAUGCAGCUUAGAGAGAAUUACCAAAGACUAUGUACUUUGUUUUAAGUAUAUAACUUUUUUUGGUGAUGAUCCCCGGCCUGUCAGUCUGUAAUCUCUUGUCAUUGUGGAAACGUGUGUGAUGGAGUUGGCAAAAUAAGGAGAAAAGGAUGGAAAAUGUAUUUUUUCCCCCUGCUUCUUGGAAUGUAUGCAUUUUCUCUUUUUUUUAUGUGAAUGCUUAUAAAAAAGGAAGGGUAGGAUACUGCCCUCACGCUCAGGGGGGUGAUGAGUAAACCAGUGGGCACCUGCUGCUGUGCUCAAUACAGCAAAGCGAAUGCCCUCGUAAUGAGGGGCGUUGGUUUGCGGUGUGUGGAUGCCCCGUGACAAUCCUUGAGGGGUGUGGUGUGCUUGGAGGUUUCCCCCUCAUGGACACGGGGAACCCCCUGUAAGCCGAGGGCCGGAGUGCCCCGCUGCCGUCUGGAAGAAGCUGCUUGUCUGUUGCGGGGCCUGUAAGCCCUGUGGGCACCUGAGCCUGUCGGACCUCCAUGGGCUUCACUCCGCGAGCCCUUAGGAACCCCCCAUCUCUUCCGUCUCUCCCGGUGAGGUUGGCAGCCUCUCUUGGUUGCCCUACAUUAGCGAUGGUGAUUUAUAUGAAUACGAUCGUGUGUGACUGCCUGGGAUGGAGAAAAAGAAUU